Messenger RNA from Caenorhabditis auriculariae, 2652 nucleotides. The record is from the annotation of a GenBank genome assembly. NCBI's taxonomy places the organism in Eukaryota, Metazoa, Nematoda, Chromadorea, Rhabditida, Rhabditidae.
AUGCUCCUACUCCUGGCUAUAGCCCUGAAGGUCUGAAAAGCUCAUCGUCUCUUGGAUCUGAACUCCAAUCGAAUAGAAUCCAAUUAUCUUAAUGUCAAAACUUGCAGGUGGACGCUCAGACGUGUUGUCCGACGAAUGGUAUUUGGGCGGAAUGGACGCUGGACCGUUCCAAAUGCGUCGACAACUGCGGCGGCUGCGGAACCUUGACGAAGACCCGUGUCUGCGCCUCCGAGCCUGCGUGUCCUUGCACAGGUCCCAAGACGUCCGUCGGCUACUGCGACACUGCGCCGUGCAUGUUCCCGCGGAACACCACCUGCUGUCCGGGACUUCAGCUCGGCGUCUACAAUUCGGUCUUCGCUUGUGGCCCGCCAGUCAGUUAACACAGUUUUAGAUGUCCAACUUUUUUUUUACAUCGAUCAACAAAUUAUUCGGAAAAGGUUUUGAGAAUUCAUUUCAGUUCAUUUUGACCAAGUGAGGGAGAUAUGAGUAGCUCUCCACUUUUCGACAAAAAAAAAAAGAGUUUUUCACUUGAGAGUUAUAAUUUUAAAGAAAUCAUCAUCGUGUCAGUUCAAAACAGCGGAAGGAUCAGUGAAAAAAGAAAUGAAAUUUACUUAAAAAAACGGUUUUGUUAAAAUUUUUAGGAGAAACAGAACAAAAAUUUCUUCUUUCUCUUAUUCAAAUUCACAGCAAUAAGAAAAAACUUCAAAUUUUGGCUAGCUUUCUCCUCUGAUUGCUAAGCUUUCCAGAUGGCGACUGACGUGCCAGAAGUUCCACGAACCACGUGCAAAACCACGACAUGUGCUUCCAAAGGAAUCUGGUCCGAGUGGAGGUCUUCAGGCUCCUGCUCAGCAACAUGCGGCUCCUGCGGAACUGUCUCCCGGACUAGAACUUGUCUGAGCGAUCCCAAUGGCUGCCCUUGCACGUCAGUUCGCGCUUCAUGACCCAGGAAUCUGUAUUUGUUCAGCGGAGAGACGUCUUCAACGGUUCCAUGUGGCGCUGCUCCAUGCGCCGCUGGACAGACAUGUUGCGAUGGUUUCGUUCCGGCGCCGAAUCCGGCUUCUGGAGUUCUGGAAUGUGUCUCUCUGACUCCGAUUCCGGACCCUGUCUUUGAAACGAUUCCUGCGACUGCCUGCGAACCACGUUCGAGAAGCGUUUUUGGAUUCAAACUAUUACUUCCUUCAGUUGGAAACGGGCUUUGGAAUCCGUGGUCGAAGUGGUCGACUUGCUCGGCGACGUGUGGGAUGCUGGGAACUCGAAUUAAAACUAGAACUUGCGCAAGUCUGCCCUAUGGAUGUCCAUGCAUGUUUGUUAUCUUAUCAAUUAAUUUGGGCUGAAAAAAAGAAUGAAAAAAAGAAUGAGAACCUUCAGUUGAAAAUAUUUCCUUUCAAAAAUAUUUGUUUUUUUAAAUAUUAUUUCUUCCCAAUAAAAAAAUGGGACAAAAUUACUGCAUUUUUCAAAAGUCUUAGAGUGAAAAUCAUGUCUCCAAACCGAAAAUAAUUUUUUUUAGUGGAUCUCCUUUCGUGGUUGAGCCUUGCGGCAACGUCGCGUGCUCCGGCGCGACGCCUUGCUCGCCGCAAUCUUUCCUAACGACGUCGUUUGAUGGAGCCGUCAUUUGCGUCCUUCAAGCUGUAAGGAAACAGACAAACGAAGCGAAAAUCAUUUGACCAGGUGCCGGUCGUUGCCGGUCAAUGGACUGACUGGAUGCCCUUGGCCGGGUUCUCCUGCAAUGAUACUUGCGGCGGGUGUGGAAGAGUGAGAGGCUUCCGAUACUGUGACCCGCCUGGCUCGACCUGCAGGCAAGUAGCUUCUCCGUCUCGGCUUCUAGAAGUCUGUCUUGCAGUGGUUCAUACUUCUCUGACAGUGCUCCUUGCGGCAGCGGCGUCUGCUCUUUCCCACGGACCUCUUGCUGCGGCACCUGGAUCAAGAGAUUCAACUCUGUCAGCAGGACGUUCUUCUGCGGAGAUCCGACGAUUCCUCUUCCGACUCUUCCGCCGACGCCUACCUUGCCAACAGUAACUAUACCUGGUUAGUCUCUUGAAAAUGUCCCCAUCCCACAAGUAACACUUGCUGGCAUCACUGUACCGACCAUAUCUGAUGUCUCCCUACCUACCAUAACCCUACCUGGAGUGACGCUCCCUACACUUCCCACUGGCGACAUUACCCUUCCAACUCUUCCAACUAUCUCCUUACCAACAGUCACUCUCCCAGGUUGGACUCCUUAUAACAUCUUUAGCUCCCUUCAAUGAGCCACUAAGGAAUUAUGUCAAGGGUAAGGCUCCUUCUUACUUUCGGAAACCACCAUGCACCAGAAAAACCCCAAAUUAACCCUGACCACUUAAAAAAUGACCACAGGCAAAAUGGCUAGAUGCAUAACGUCUGCGAAACGGUUGAUUUUUUUUUGCCAAAGUUCGAAAAAAGAGAGUAAAUGUACAAAAUUUUAAGAAGAGAAUCAUGUACCUAACAAUAAAAGUCUGAAGAACUGACUACACGGCAGAGUCUACUCAUUAGAUUGAACUCCCGUUGCUGGUUAUUCUACUGCAUAUUUCUCUUGUGACUUGGGUUUAUACAGCUACUCACCUUCAUACUCUAUGAAGUUGAUAAAACGAUUAUUAUUAUUAAGAUUGACGAAUAUUUUUUUCAGCCGGAUGCUGA